UUCGCAAAGGUGGGGUGAAAAACAGAAAUGAAGAAGAAAGAAAGGGAAAAGGGAAAUCCCAAUCCUCCAAAUCCUGCAAAUCCUUCACAUCCAAAUCCUCCAAGUCCGAGCCUUUCAAUGGCGGCGAAGAUGGAGCAGAGAAUGGGGAGAAUGGAGGGCGGAGUAGACGCUCAGCUCUGGCACGCCUGUGCGGGCGGCAUGGUGAAUAUGCCGGCUCCGGGGAGUAAAGUUUACUAUUUUCCACAGGGCCACGCUGAGCACGCUGCUUCGGUUGUGGAGUUUCCUCGGGGGCUUCGCGUAGCGCCUCUGGUGCUCUGCAACGUGGUCUCUGUGAGCUACCUCGCGGACGGAGACACCGAUGAAGUUUAUGCCCGCAUUCGGCUUCAGCCCACACAGGAGACAACGUGCAACGAGAAUCUUGAGGCUCCGAGUGGGGUGAGCAACGAUACUAAGGCACCGUCGUUCGCAAAGACUCUGACACAGAGCGAUGCUAAUAAUGGUGGUGGGUUCUCGGUUCCGCGCUACUGCGCAGAAACGAUUUUUCCGCCGCUGGAAUACUCGAAUGAUCCUCCUGUUCAGACGGUUUAUGCCCGUGAUGUGCACGGCGAGCUCUGGAAGUUCCGGCAUAUCUACCGUGGGACACCCCGGCGGCACUUGCUGACUACCGGCUGGAGUACUUUCGUUAACCACAAGAAGCUCGUCGCCGGGGACUCCAUCGUGUUCUUGCGGAACCCCGCUGGUGGUGAGCUCUGCGUUGGUGUCCGCCGCUCGUCGCGCAGUAGCAGUGCUUCUAAUUCGGCCGCCGAUUGGCAUUGGCAGUCGUCUGCGACUCGGUCUAUUAGGUGGAGCGGCGGGGGGGCGGAGAAUUUGUCUGAUUUUCUUUCGAGAGCUCCGCCUAAUUCUGCCGGGGGGACUGGUUUUGCUAGAAACAGGGGCAGAGUUGGGGCUAAAUCUGUGGUGGAGGCCGCCACUCUGGCGGCCUCAGGACAGGCUUUUGAGGUGGUUUAUUACCCAAGGGCUAGUACGCCAGAGUUUUGUGUGAAGGCGCAGGCUGUUACAGCUGCCCUGAGGACGCAGUGGGUUCCAGGGAUGCGUUUCAAGAUGGCUUUCGAGACUGAGGAUUCUUCGAGAAUCAGUUGGUUCAUGGGCACUGUGUCUUCGGUUCAGUAUGCAGACCCCCUGCUUUGGCCUAAUUCGCCAUGGCGCCUUCUUCAGGUGGCAUGGGAUGAACCAGAUUUGUUACAAAAUGUGAAACGAGUUAGUCCUUGGUUGGUGGAAGUUGUUUCCAACAUGCCUACCAUCCAAAUGACACCUUUUAUGCUUCCUAAAAAGAAACUCCGAGUGACACAGCCUCCCGAGUUUCAUGUUGAGGGCCAAGGAGGAAUCAUGGGACUCCAAAUGGCCACUCUUACCAAUAAUGUGCUAGGGCAAAUAAACUCAUGGCACAGUCUUUCAAACAAUGUACCUGCAGGCAUGCAGGGAGCCAGGCAUGACAGUAUUUAUGGGAUUGGUUUCUCAGACAUACGUCAAAACAAACUCCAAUCCAGGUUAUUUUUAGAUAACCUGCACCACCAUGAUCCAGGGGCUACGGCUCCUGUUUCCACAGAUCUCAAUAUAGGGAACUUUUCUCUUGAACAAUCAAAGGUGCGGAAUGGCCUCUCUUGUUCACUGACCAUGGGGAAUUCAUCACAAAGUGAGCAAAAAGGUAGUAAUUAUACUGGUAGCGCAGCCCCUAAGACCACAUCCUUUCUGUUGUUUGGGAAGCCUAUUCAUACGGUACAGUCACCAAAAUCCCAAAAGCAGCAGCAAGAUGGAAUAAACUCUCCAGAUGGGCUAGGCUUUCCGAGCUUCAAAGACACUGGUUCACCUGGGCUUACAAGCAACAGCUCAAGUGACGGGAAUCAAGAAAUAGAUAGGUUUCAAGGACCAGUCAAUGAAAGGACAGAUGGAUUGAAAAUGUUUAACAAUUCUAGCAUAAGACCUCAGCACGGUGAAAGCUGCGGUGAUGUUAGCACCAACCUUAUUGGAACUUUACAGAGUUUUAAAGAUCAAUCAGCUUUCUUAAGCUUGAAGAAGAAUAUGGGAGGAAAGCUAUCGGAGGAUACAAUUGUCCAAUGUAAAGUCUUUAGUGAGACUGAAGAAGUAGGCCGUACGCUUGAUCUAACACUCUUCAGUACAUAUGAACAACUUUAUGACAGUUUGGCAAAAAUGUUUGGUAUUGAAGAAUUUAAGCUUUCAAAUCGCGUUCUCUACAAGGACAUUGGCAACACUCUGAGGCAUGCUGGGGAAGAGCCUUAUGGAGAUUUUGUGAAAACAGUGAGGAGGAUUACAAUUGCUUCUGAUUCAGGCAGGGACAUGAUGUCACGAUAAUUGAUAGCAUGGAUAAAACUGUAUACCCUGUUCCUGCAUUAUGAUGUCAAUUAUUGUCUAAUAAGUAAAUUUGUUAUUAUAUGUGAGGGACUGCAUAAUAUGAGAGGGAGUUCUUGAGGCAGACAACUUAGAUAUCAACCUUUAGUUAGGUUUGUCAUGAGAAAAGUUUUAUCAAGAUAAUUCUGACUCCAAAACUCAUUGCUACUUUUAUUUAAAGAGUAAACCUGCAACAGAGAACUUUCAUAAGAUGUAAUCUAUGCAACCAAGCACUUUAACCGUUUGCUGUCAAAGUUCAAACAAUUGUUAGAGAUUUCGGGACUACUGCUAAUGCUGAAUAUGUAAGUUGUCUAUAUUGAAUCUUGACAAGAACAUGACCACAAAUGGUUAAGUUAUGCUUUGUGAAUUUCGUUCAACUUUUUCAGUUGGAAGGAACAAAAAACUUAAUUGAAUGUGACCGCUACUAAUUA
This is a messenger RNA of Cryptomeria japonica (Japanese cedar), 2837 nucleotides long. Its product is annotated as auxin response factor 10. The transcript is spliced from 3 exons. Gene Ontology annotation, biological process: regulation of DNA-templated transcription; response to hormone. Gene Ontology annotation, cellular component: nucleus. The record is from RefSeq and is a predicted model, not a curated record. NCBI's taxonomy places the organism in Eukaryota, Viridiplantae, Streptophyta, Pinopsida, Cupressales, Cupressaceae. Gene Ontology annotation, molecular function: protein binding; DNA binding. The coding region runs from base 28 to 2370 and encodes 780 amino acids.